This is a messenger RNA of Suhomyces tanzawaensis NRRL Y-17324, 1039 nucleotides long. RefSeq names its product Rab family GTPase. Gene Ontology annotation, molecular function: GTPase activity; GTP binding. The coding region runs from base 159 to 698 and encodes 179 amino acids. Lineage: Eukaryota; Fungi; Ascomycota; Pichiomycetes; Serinales; Debaryomycetaceae. The transcript has a single exon. The record is from RefSeq and is a predicted model, not a curated record.
AACAUGAGUGCCUCCAAAAAUGGGUCUGAAAGCACCAACAUCAUGAAGAAGUACAAGAUCGUCUUUUUGGGCGACCAAAGUGGUAAGUACAGCCGGAACAGCCCCUAAGCACCAAAUACUAACCUACAGUGGGCAAAACUUCGUUGAUCACCCGCUUCAUGUACGACACGUUCGACGAGCAGUACGCAGCCACGAUCGGAAUAGACUUCUUGCUGAAAACGAUGUACUUGGAAGAUAACAAAACCAUUCGCUUGCAGCUAUGGGACACUGCAGGGCAAGAACGGUUCAGAAGCUUAAUACCCUCGUACAUCAGGGACAGCCACGUUGCAGUGGUGUGCUACGACAUAACCAACAAAAAGAGUUUCAACAACUUGGACAAGUGGAUCAAGGACGUCAAGUUGGAGCGUGGCGACGAUGUGAUUGUGGUUUUGGUGGGAAACAAGUCGGAUUUGGGCAACGACAAGCGCCAGGUGACAGCAGAGGACAUGGAGGCGUUGCAGAAGGAGGUGGGAGCACGUUUUGCCAUCGAAACAUCCACCAAGGCGAACCACAACGUCAAGUUGUUGUUCAAGAAGAUUGCCCAAAGCUUGCCAGAAUUUGGCACCAACAGCGACGAAACCGAGCAUAGAAAAAACAAACCAGAAACCAUCGACAUAAGCGUGGAUAAUACCGAAACGGCUAGCAGCAGCUGUUGCUAGUGAUAAUUACAUAGAGGUGGAAUAUCGAGGAGUUCGAUGAUUACAGCAAAAUAUGUGUAGGAAACCAGCGAAAGGAUGUAGUGGUGUUGUAGUGUGAAGGAUGGCUCGGGAGCAGGGGUUCUAUUAUUCAUGUUAGUUAUUCAAGCAAUGCUUUGAACACUAAUUUUUCAGUCAAAUCAGAUUCGUCAUUUUUAUCAUUCAUGUUAACUUAUUUAAGCAAUGCUUUCAACACUAAUUUUUCUGUCAGAUCAGAUCUGAUACCACCAUGAAAUGAAGGUCUAGAGAAUGGUGCUACAUUGAAAUCCACCGCCGAUGGUAUUUUCUUGAAAGUAAUGGUGUCC